AUGAAUAUUGCCACCACAACUGAUGAUAUAUCGUCUGUCACCCCAUCGUGUAAAUCCUGCAGUUCAAACCGUAUUCUAAGCAAAGCUGAGGGAAACCUCACUGCAAAAACUACACUUUUCCAUAAAUGUUGCCUCUUUGUGGCAGAUCAAUUGAUGGACCAUUUGUUCCCUUGGUCUUUAAAGGCAGAAAUUAUCAAAUGCUUACCCAAUGAGUUAGCAGCAGAAAUAAUUUGGAUUCAUAUGAGAGGUCAUCAAAGAAAUUCUCUUUCGAUGUAUCUCUCCUUUCGGAAACACUUCUUUAUGGAGAAUUGUAGCUACGAACAGUUUGGAAUGGAAUACAUCACUCUAACUCAUGAGGGUGGACCAAUAAAUUUAGGUGAUACAAUUCUUGUUCUGAAAACCGUCAAUCAGACUAGAGAGUAUUUUAAGUUUCUAACCGUCCUUUCCAUAUCUACAAUUGGGUGUGAUUUAACCCAAUUGACAAAUUUUCCAUUUUUAAUUGCUCUUGAAAUACACUCGAUAAGUUCAAAAGAGAUUUCUAGAUUGAUUGAGUUAUGGAAAAAUGCAUUGAAAAUGGAUAGCUCUCGAUGGAACCGAUUACAGUUGAUUUCCGUGAGGGAAUUGGAUUCCCCAAAAGGGUUGUAUGAUUUAUUCCAAUUUAUCCCAAGUAUACUGUGUAUUUACGCAAGCAUAUCUUCAACGGUUAUAGCUAACGUUCCUGUAAUAAAAGAGAAUAUUGGCUAUGAUCAUGAUUUUACCAAGGCAUUCAAUAAUACUUGCCUACUUGAGAAAUUACACCUGACUAGAGAUAAGUUUAAAAGUAAAGACCACCAAGAUAAUGACACUUUAAUUUUAAAUAUCAACCUAUCAACAACUGCAAAACCAGUUAUACGAACAAGUAUAUAUCAUCCUCAGAAGAACUGUAAUGUCUAUUACCGUAACAAGAGGCCUGAUGGCACGACUAAUAUGAUGCAUCCUACAAAGGGACGGACCCAUAACAAGAAAGUUCAAAAAAGGAAAAGAAAUAUUCCCAAGAAUAUCAAUAGAAUCAGUUUCUUCGGUUUAUAA
Messenger RNA from Naumovozyma dairenensis CBS 421, 1068 nucleotides. RefSeq lists its product as uncharacterized. The coding region runs from base 1 to 1068 and encodes 355 amino acids. The record is from RefSeq and is a predicted model, not a curated record. The transcript has a single exon. Lineage: Eukaryota; Fungi; Ascomycota; Saccharomycetes; Saccharomycetales; Saccharomycetaceae.